Molecule: messenger RNA, 1734 nt
Organism: Anopheles cruzii
Lineage: Eukaryota; Metazoa; Arthropoda; Insecta; Diptera; Culicidae
Gene: Alg3
Product: lethal(2)neighbour of tid protein 2
Exons: 2
Coding region: 68-1630 (520 amino acids)
Cellular component (GO): endoplasmic reticulum
Molecular function (GO): dol-P-Man:Man(5)GlcNAc(2)-PP-Dol alpha-1,3-mannosyltransferase activity
Source: RefSeq, a predicted model, not a curated record
UAGGAAAUAGAAAAUUCAAAUCAUUCGCUAGGUUUAUUUUCGUAUUGCACGGCAAAUCUGGGUGAAGAUGCCAUCUAAUAAAACUGUACAGCGCACCAAAAAAGUGCUCUCCUUACGUAAGGAAUCACAAACGUUCCAAGAAAAGUUUUCUACCGGUUAUAUUAAUUUUACACUCGUCAAAUCGUUGAUUUUCGAACCGUCUCGUCUGCCGCUUGUUUCAUUGGUCGUGUUGACCGCCGAACUUGUUCUGAAUGUAUUUAUUGUGCAAAAUGUGCAUUACACUGAGAUUGAUUGGAUGGCAUAUAUGCAGGAGUGCGAGGGCUUUAUCAAUGGAACUACCAACUAUUCGCUGCUUACGGGUGACACAGGUCCACUGGUUUAUCCGGCGGGGUUUGUGUAUAUUUACAGCGCACUGUACUUUCUUACAUCGCGAGGAAGCAAUAUCCGUUUGGCGCAGUACAUCUUCAUCGGUAUCUACUUGCUUCAACUGACGCUAGUACUGCGACUGUACUGCAAAAGUCGCAAAAUUCCACCAUACGUAAUGGUAGUUACGAUAUUCACUUCGUACCGUAUCCACUCCAUCUACGUUCUACGACUAUUCAACGAUCCAAUCGCAGUGUUGCUGUUAUACGCUGCUUUAAAUCUGUACAUUGACGGACGAUGGACCCUUGGUAGCGUUAUGUUCAGCUUGGGCGUGUCGGUGAAGAUGAACAUUCUGUUAUUCGCUCCUGCUGUUCUACUGAUGUUUAUCACAAAUCUUGGAUGGUUUAGAACGUUUAUUCAGUUAACUGUUUGUAGUUGCAUCCAGAUACUGCUGGGUUUGCCAUUUUUGGUGACCUAUCCCUGGCAGUACAUCAAAGGAAGUUUUGAUUUUGCACGAGUUUUUGAGCAUAAAUGGACAGUAAACUAUAGAUUUCUUGAGCCGGUGAUUUUCGAGAGCAAAAUGUUUCAUUUAGGUUUACUAGCGCUUCAUCUGGCACUACUUGUAAUUUUUGCAUCACCUUGCCACAAGUAUUUCCAAAACUACUGUCGUUUGCGUAAUCUUGAGAUGGUGCUAGCACCGCAGAUUGCAACACAAAAUCAGAUAGAGAAAGAGAAAUGUAGUGGAAAAGAAAAACGGUCCUUAUUGAACCGGAAACGUAUAACUAACUCUGCCCAAAAAGAGAACACUGGCCUUGCCCAAAAGCUAUCCGAAGAAGAACAACAAUUUUUGAAGUCGUUCGAGAAGACCAUUAAACAAACAUCUGAUUUGGAGGAUGAAAAGCACUUGGAGCAAACAAGAGCAAGAGCACCGAACAUGUUUUCAAUUCACUUUGAUCGCUGCAGUCAAUUGGCAUUGUUGCCACUUUUUCUUUCAAACUUCAUCGGCAUUGUUUGCGCUCGCAGUCUACACUAUCAGUUUUAUGUAUGGUACUUCCAUAGCUUGCCGUAUCUUAUGUGGUAUACAGAAUACGAGAACAGUUUCAAGUUUCUAAUACUGUUGCUGAUAGAGUUCUGCUGGAAUACCUAUCCUAGCACGGUAUUGAGCAGCCUUACUUUGCAUGUUUGCCAUGUAGUGCUGCUUGUCGGUAUUGGCAAGAAAAUGUUUCGUCGCAUUCCAGAUCUAGGACAAUUCGAUAGGGUGAAGUAAAUGACAGCUAUUGCGAACAAACAAACUUAUAAAACUUCGUUUAUACUUGGUUUUUUACUUUUGCUGAACACUGUUUGAAUAAUGAAUUAAAAUAAACGAAACGA